Molecule: messenger RNA, 390 nt
Organism: Amoebophrya sp. A120
Lineage: Eukaryota; Dinophyceae; Syndiniales; Amoebophryaceae
Source: the annotation of a GenBank genome assembly
CUCGUCUUUUCUUGCUGUUGCGCGAUAAGUCAUCAGCAUCCCCACGUCCGUGUGAAGAACACGACCAAAGAUGCACCGAGCACCAAUAGCAAUAUAAUUAAAGCCCUACAGCCAUGAGCAUGACCUCCCGCCAAUUGCAAAGGUACCCCUUGCGCGACGCGGUUGCCCGCGAAGCGCUCUGCCUCGAUGGCAGCGUCCCGCAGUACUACUACCUCCAAGGGAACACCACUUCCCAAAACUCCAAGGUCGUCCUCUACUUCAUGCACGGUGGUUUUUGCGGCCGAACUCUGCAGGAAUGCGUCGAACUGUCCAUGCCCUACUACUCCACAAUCAGCCUGCCCCCGACCGUCGACGGCUACCACUUGCUCUCCCCGUUCGAGUCCGAAAACC